Messenger RNA from Rodentolepis nana, 1218 nucleotides. The record is from the annotation of a GenBank genome assembly. Lineage: Eukaryota; Metazoa; Platyhelminthes; Cestoda; Cyclophyllidea; Hymenolepididae.
GUGUGGUUCCAAAACCGCCGUGCAAAGUGGAAGAAACGCAAAAAGACCGGUAAUAACAAUUGCAUUGGGACUACAAGUGGUAACUGUGGAGGAAAUUCUAGCAUUAAUUCAGCAUUCAAGACACCUUCACUGGCGAUGAAUAAUCUACCACGGGGAUUGGAGCCAACGCAGAGCAUCUUUGGAAAAGUGGCCUGUAAUCAACCAUCAACACCUCCAAGUUUGUCACUGCUUCACGCAGCUUGUAGUCGAGCUGCAGUCCAACUCUCCCCAGAUCUAGGUGUCUACAAUAACCCUCCUCUACACACAUCACAUCGGAUGUCACCCUAUUCAUCCUCCGCUUCCCUAAACAGUGGAGGUGCAGUUUCGUGUCAGGCUAGUGCUUAUCCAGGUAUCUACUUUGGUGGUUACUGCAUGGAAGAUCUCGCACAGUCAUCAAUGUUAAAACAUUCCAUGCUGCACGGUAAUCAGCAAUCUGGAGCCGGAUACGCAGGCAUCAGACACUCUCCCUCCUCACCUCUCACUCAAGAUCCUCUUCACUCAGGAUGGCCUUCUGGAGUCUAUCAAGGCCACCGACCAACAUCUGUUCCAGUAUCAGGUGUAUUCCAACCACCACCCAUCCCAGAUUCCUUCAUGACCGACACUCUCAUGAAUCAAUACGGUGAGCUCUUACGUUCUGGACGUAUUCCGUCCGUAGACGAGCCAUCAGCAACGACUCAACCUCCACACCAACACCCAAUGCACUUUCAGGAGUAUGAAACAUUGAGUACCAUAGAGGCCACCAUGCAAGGUUGCUAUCAGGGUCGGUUGGCUCAGCGAAGGCUGAGUGACUUUGAGUUCUGCGAACGUGGACGUCAGACAUGGGACGGCACAGAGAGAAAUGAUGACGAUGGAGGUUUCCCAUAUAACUCUGCAAACGAAUCAACAGACAAUGUUACCAAUACGGCCAAUCCAUCUACCACAGGUGAUAGCAGAGAUCAAGAGUAUUGUCAAGCACUAAACGAUAAAUCCAUUAAUCAUUUACCAAUGUCAGAUUCAUAUUUUCCCCAGCACGGAAUGAUGCAUUCAGGAAAUAAUAACAACUUGCCUGAAGUCUCCAAUAAAAGCUACCUCAUUGAUGUUGACGCAACGAGUGAUACUUCCGGCAGUCGCAUUCACCACACCCUCUCCCCAUUACCCAAGAAAACACUAAUUAGUCGACCAAAUGGACUACAGACAUAA